Messenger RNA from Stereum hirsutum FP-91666 SS1, 496 nucleotides. RefSeq lists its product as uncharacterized. Gene Ontology annotation, cellular component: mitotic spindle; DASH complex. The transcript has 5 exons. The record is from RefSeq and is a predicted model, not a curated record. Lineage: Eukaryota; Fungi; Basidiomycota; Agaricomycetes; Russulales; Stereaceae. The coding region runs from base 40 to 276 and encodes 78 amino acids. Gene Ontology annotation, biological process: attachment of spindle microtubules to kinetochore.
AACUACCACCAUCUCCCUGUUCCUGCAGCUCCGUUCACCAUGGAGAACCCUCAUGCAGAAAGACAAGCCAUACUGCUCGAGCGUAUUGUCAAGAGCGCUGACAAGUGCACCGAGUUGAUCCUCGAGUUCAACCAUUGCAUCCAGGAGAUUCUGCGCGCGAAUGAGAACGUGAACAUCGCCGCUGAUCUUGUGACGAAGUACCGCAAGAACGUGCAGUACAACCUCGAGGCCAUGCGAGAUCUUGAGGGCGAGGAGGAGCAUGCUACGAUUUCGUGAUUUUUGUGAGAGGACCGAGAUCAUAAUGUACUUGAUUCUGUACUAUCAAUAUUCCACUACUCUAUGGAUAGAGAAAGGCAAAUUCUCAUCGAGGCUCGAGGGUCUUACCGUUUAUUGUUAGCCAUUGGCGCGGUCAUAUCUCCCGACUGUAUCCCGCUUCGCAAAACGCUAGCGCUUGAUUUUCGGCCAAUAUGCAACCAUACGUCAGAUCUGUCGAGAU